CCGACAAAACGAGAAGUAAGAACUUCAGCAAUAAACUCUCAGGUCCCAGUAUCGAUGCCUAAUGGAUAAUGGAAGUUUUUAAAAAGUAACAUUUUUUUCUACCGAGUAGCCGCUGUACCUAUAAAGAAGUGUGUGGGUUUUCUCUACUGGGCUUCAAAAGACAACCGUCCCAACAGCGAAGUUUCCCUUCAAAGCGGGGUUGGGAUGGAGAGGCAGAAGUUGAUGGAAAUCUCCGAGGCCCUGGCUUCCUCUGAAGUGGCCGCACUCUGCUUCUUGUGCCGUGAUGUUCUUAACUGCCAACAUCUCGAAGGAGUCAAAGACGCAAAGGUUCUGUUCAAUAGAUUGGAAGAAAGAGAUUGCCUGAACCCUGAAUUUCUUCAUCAGUUACUGCGCACAAUCGGACGGAAAGAUCUCCUCAGCCUCUUAAAGGGGAGCAGACAGAAUGUGGAGGAAACUGAUGCCAAUCCUGUCGGCAAGCUGUCAAAUUACAGGGUGAUGCUGUAUCAGAUAUAUGAUGAAACGACGAAAAAAGAUCUCCAAAAGAUGAAGUUUCUCUUAAACAACACGCUUGGUAGGAGAAAAAUGGAUGAAUGCAAUACGGCGCUGGACGUCUUUGUUGAAUUAGAAAAAGUGGGUUUACUGUCUCAAUCAGAUCUACAAGAGCUGCGUUCAAUACUGAUGGAAGUGAAUCUACAGCUGGCGUCCACUGUCGAGCAAUUCACGCAAGGUGCAUCUCUGGAGGGAGCCAGUCCACCUCCUGCUCUCCCCCUCAAUGGUUUCCAGCAUGUCAACAACUCCCCUCUUGAGUCCAUAUCUGAGACUGGAGACAGCAGUGGCCAUUUUCCCUCCGGUGCAGAAACAAACCCCGAGCCUUCUUCGCUUUCUGAUCAGACUGAGUACUACGCAAUGAAUCGCAUCCCUCACGGUCUGUGCAUAAUCAUCAACAACGAGGAAUUUUCGGGAAACGAGCUGAAAAAAAGGGGUGGAACUCAAGCGGAUGAGAGGGCUCUUGACUCACUGUUCUCCAAAUUUGGCUUCCAAGUGAUUGUCCAUAACAACUUGACAGCAGAAGAAAUAAGAAUGGAGCUAAAUACCAUUGCUACGAGAAACUUUUCUGAGGAUGAUGCUCUGGUUGUGUGUUUGCUCUCCCAUGGGGACAAUGGCUGUGUCUAUGGGACCGACGGGAAAGUAGUUUCUUUACGAGAACUGACGCAGCCCUUUACAAGUGGAUUUGCCCCCACCUUGGCAGGAAAACCUAAACUGUACUUCAUCCAAGCGUGUCAGGGAAAAGCCCUUCAGACUGGAUCCUUGCCAUGGUCCUCAAAGCCAAGAGGGGUUGCUGAGGACACACUGAGUCAACUGGAAACGGAUGCGGGCCCCAUCCAGGAAGAGACGGUGGCCUCGGAGGCCGACUUCCUGCUCGGCAUGGCCACUGUGCCGGAUUGCAAGUCCUUUCGUAAUACUACCACGGGUUCCAUCUACAUCCAGGAGCUGUGCAAGCAACUCAGACGAUCUGCUAUGAGCCCACAGGGGAAAGAUAUUCUCACUGUCUUGACACGAGUCAAUAGGGAGGUCAGCAGAGGAGUGUUUAAAAACGGCAAGCAAAUGCCUCAGCCCAAAUACACCCUCACUAAGACAUUGAUUCUAAGGUUUGUUGAUGAGGACCAAGUGAAACUCUCCUAAAGUGCCAUAUUGCCUGAUUUCCAAUAAGACUGCAUCGUAUUAUCACUGUGCCUAUGAAAAUUAUGCACUGAUGCUGAUGUUUACAAAAACCUGAAAACAACUAUUGUGAUUUUGUCUUUUUUUUUAAUUCCUAAUCGUGGAUGAAUUUGAAAGUAUUCUUUUUUUUUCAUUUGUCACUCAAUAUGAAAUAUGUUGUUUGGAGAAUU
Messenger RNA from Hippocampus zosterae (dwarf seahorse), 1889 nucleotides. RefSeq names its product caspase 8, apoptosis-related cysteine peptidase (gene casp8). The coding region runs from base 205 to 1683 and encodes 492 amino acids. NCBI's taxonomy places the organism in Eukaryota, Metazoa, Chordata, Actinopteri, Syngnathiformes, Syngnathidae. The record is from RefSeq and is a predicted model, not a curated record. The transcript has 12 exons. Gene Ontology annotation, molecular function: cysteine-type endopeptidase activity; protein binding. Gene Ontology annotation, biological process: proteolysis; negative regulation of extrinsic apoptotic signaling pathway via death domain receptors.